AUGUUUCGCAAUUUAUGUGUUGUUUACAAAACUAUUUCGCUGGAGAUCUAUUCGGCCACCGAUUCUCAAGACUAUCGUCUAAUCGCUCGACAAUACGAUUGCCGGCCAUUCGACGCCCUGUCCCUCAAGAAUGUCUGCUUUCGACUCAAUUCGACAUUAAGUGCGUUGAAGUCGACAUCGAGUUCGUCGACAAUUCAACGCCGAGACAACUGUCCGCCAGAGAAACGAGACACGACUCGACUCCAGACCGUAAAGUGUUUUAAGAAUUGCUUUCAAUUGAAUGCCAUUAAAAUCAAAAUCUUAAGAACAGCCAACUCUUCGGUUCCUUGUAUUAGUUAUCUAAACAUCUGGUGUCAACCAAUAGGACAAACAGAUCCGCAGAUCUUAAGACAAAUUGUUGACAUUAUAUCGAAACAAAACGCGAAGAACUCUUCAAAAAGAUUCAAUUUUUACAAUUCUGGCGAAGAAUCAAAUGACGAGACUAUAAAUGAAAGUCACUUGAAUUCAAAGCGAAAGUUUGAUUCAAUUGAUAGCCAGAAACCGGAGGACGAGUUCCCGAUUCCCGACGAAUUCAUCGAUUCGAUCACCAAUGAGGUGAUGAUUGAUCCCAUUCUUCUGCCUUCGGGUCAUUGUGUGGACAAAACCACUUUAGAUCGGUAUCUGUCCGAAGAGUCCAAAUGGUGUCGCCGUCCGUCGGAUCCGUUCACUCAAAUGCACUUCACUGCUGAACGGCAGCCGAAGCCCAACGUUAUUCUUAAGCAACGGAUCGAUGAGUUUUUGAGUCAAUUGAGCGGUCAGUCGACGGCCGACGAACGUCUGGAGCCGUCAAACAAACGCCGAAUCGUCGGCUAUAACUGUGUUAGUAAUGGAAAUAAACUCAUAUCAAGUAAACUGUUAACCAACGGCGUGUCGACCGCCGGUGGCAGCGGUUCCCGAGCGGAUCAGUUGGUAAACAAACAGGAAAAGUGUGUUGAGUGUGGUUUCAGCCAUUCGGGCGACGAAUCGCAGGCUAAUUUGUAA
Messenger RNA from Medioppia subpectinata, 1020 nucleotides. The record is from the annotation of a GenBank genome assembly. NCBI's taxonomy places the organism in Eukaryota, Metazoa, Arthropoda, Arachnida, Sarcoptiformes, Oppiidae.